This is a messenger RNA of Didymodactylos carnosus, 333 nucleotides long. The record is from the annotation of a GenBank genome assembly. NCBI's taxonomy places the organism in Eukaryota, Metazoa, Rotifera, Eurotatoria, Philodinida, Philodinidae.
AUGUAUAGAAUCUCUAUUAACAAUUGUCUCUUAUUAUUAAUAUUCCUUGUAACGAUCGUCUUAGCCAAUGUCAAAGCACAGUUUCCAGCAGAACAAUUAGAUGAACCAUUGAUGGAUUAUAAACGUUUAGGAAAGUAUUGUUACAUACAUAAUUUCGAAUUAUGGAAUAAUCGACAAAAAGAAUUAACAAUAUGGGUGAAAUUGUCCAAAUUAAUGAAAUUAAAUUUAAACGAUCAUCCAGAAAUUCAAAAAGAAAUGGAACAGUACCGACUUCAGUAUGAAUGUUUAAAAAUUCUCGAACGAAUGCCUAUAGCCAUUGGGCCCGGAAGGUAG